UUCCGGCCUCGCCAUCUAGCCAUCUCUGCUCAUCUCGUUGCCCUUCGACCUACUCUGCAGCGAGUCACCUCUUUCCUUCUUCUGUCCAUAGCAUGGAAGAGCAAGAAUUCGUCAGUGCGGAGCGCGGUGCCGAAGCUAGUGCAGCCCAGGGAAGCGCCGGGAGUACCAAUGACGCUCAGGAGGAGCCAGUGUCAACACGCAUUGGGCAAGCGCGCGCCACUCAGGAUACAUCAGGACCUGCUCAGAUCACCCUGCCCGAAGUCGGCAUCGGGGACUCAACACAGCCAAGUGCGCAGAUUGACGGGGCUGUCGGCCAAGAGCGACCAUCAAAUGGCCCGCAAGAUAGUUUGAAGAGGGCAGCGGAAGCGAAUGAAGGACGGCAAGCUUCAGAUGGGAGCUCAGAGGAGGCUGCGAAGCGACCUCGGACAGAGGCCAAUUCUCUCCUGUCAGGUGUGACGGACGCGCAGAGAUAUUCUGCUGAUCGCCUUGCUACUCAGCUUGACAACCAGUCCAUGGCCUCAUUGGCGUUGCCAGGUGAACAAUCUGAAACCGAGGUCGACUUGCUAACGCCAGGGGCCGUAGCACUUCAGGACAAACCUCUCCCGAUCGUUGCUGAGCAGGAAGAGCGUACCAAAGCACAGAGCGACUCCGUGCUCCGAGGAAGCCAGGCUGCCUCUACCUGUAAGCAACAUGAGCACUUGGAACUGGAGACAUCAAGCCCGGCACGCCCCAAUACUACAGAAGCCGUCGCCGAGGAGAGCACGGCUUCUUCGAAUGCCAGUGCGGCUGGUCCGCAGAAUGUUGUGCAGGCACCGCGCUUGGCGGAUGACGAUGCCAAACAUGCGGAGAGCAUGCACGAGAUUGCGGCGAGCCAAGAAGAUCAUCACGAAGAGAGAAAGAUUACCGACGAGCAGCAAGGUCGUCCAACUGUGGUCGCCCCGAACUCUGCUUCCGACAGCCCGCCGUCGGCAAAUGUCAAAGCAGGAAAUCAGAGUGCGGAUUCUGCAGGCGAGAGUUCAUCUGGACUCAUCGAGGCCCCACCGCGCACUUCCUUGUCCCCUUCUUCGAAGACGGAGAUUCCAGCAGACGCAGCCGCACGUCUCGCAGCAUUUCGCAAAAAGUGGAUCGAGCCCCAAGACCCAGCUCCAUCAACCUCAGUCUCUACGUCGGAAGCGGGACUCGCGCGAAUGCUGGGCAUUCAAGCCCGCACUCCUCGACCUUUUGCCGGGCCGGCAGCUUCGUCUUCGUCAGGCUUGCCACAAAAACCACCUCUCGCCACUACAACAGCUACGCUGCCCAUGAAGCCGGGCGUGGUCAUCAGACCUCCGAAGCCUCAACAAUACCCCUUCAAUCCACCUAGCCGCCAGAGACCUGGUCAGCACCGAAGUGCCUCGACAGGCAGCAGCAUCAGCGGAGGAGGCAACGCUCAACCGCCGCCUGGUCCGCCUCCAAGACCUCCAGCGCGUGCUAGUGGGCCGCCAGGCCCUCCUCCGCCUCUCCCACCUGCGCGUCCCGUGAAGGCACCGGGACCACCGCCAACCCUAUCGCAAGGUCACGGUGCUGAGUACGUGCCGACAAGGUUCCCCACCGCCCUUCCGUCAGUACCUGCAAAUCCUGUUCGUCCGGUGACGAGACCGGAACCGCCCAAUUCAGCUUUGCGAGUACCGCAGUGGGAGACGGUGAGCACCUUAUCCAUGCUGCACCAGAAGGCAGGAAUGCAUGCAGCUCGUGCCGCGUUCUCGCCAGAGAAUGACUCACAAGGGCUUUCGGGAGCAUUGCACCAGGGAGAUAUGAACGACGCCAGGCAAGCAGUCAUGGACUCUCGCAGCUUGGCCGCGAAGGCGACUAUACGAUUGUGAGUCUUUUGGACAGUUGGAUCUGGACCGCCCAGGGCUGCCUGCUCGCUCUUGUACUGUUGAUGAACUUGGCUCCUCCUUCCAGAGAUCCCACAGUAAAGCAUUCUUCGUGCUCGGCUUGUCAAACGCCCUU
Molecule: messenger RNA, 1989 nt
Organism: Ceraceosorus guamensis
Lineage: Eukaryota; Fungi; Basidiomycota; Exobasidiomycetes; Ceraceosorales; Ceraceosoraceae
Exons: 1
Coding region: 93-1859 (588 amino acids)
Source: RefSeq, a predicted model, not a curated record